This is a messenger RNA of Oldenlandia corymbosa var. corymbosa, 6891 nucleotides long. NCBI's taxonomy places the organism in Eukaryota, Viridiplantae, Streptophyta, Magnoliopsida, Gentianales, Rubiaceae. The record is from the annotation of a GenBank genome assembly.
AUGCAGCGAAGACCAGCUGAGGUUCUUGGGCAAGUGCAUGUAGCGAGCAGAAUGAGGCCUGCUGAGGCUUUUUGGGCCUUGGCCUAUGGAGGUCCUAUGUCUUUACUUCCAUUAGCAGUGAGCAAUGUGCAUGAGAAUAGUUUGGAACCACAACAAGGAGACCUUUCGUUGUCGUUGGCCACUACUUCUCUGGCUGCACCUAUUUUCAGAAUUAUUUCUCUAGCUCUUCAAUGCCCUGGAAACGUUGAAGAAUUGUGCCGUAGGAGAGGACCUGAAGUUUUGUCAAGAGUUUUAAAUUACCUCCUUCAAACUCUGUCUUCACUUGACACUGCAAAAGGGGAUGGAGUUGGCAAUGAGGAACUUGUCGCAUCAAUUGUCUCUUUAUGUCAAUCUCAGAAACAAAAUCAUGCAUUGAAGGUGCAGCUUUUCAGUACUCUGCUGCUAGAUCUAAAAAUUUGGAGCUUAUGCAGCUAUGGGUUGCAAAAGAAGCUUUUGUCUUCACUUGCUGAUAUGGUCUUCACUGAGUCAUCUGUCCUGCGAGAUGCCAAUGCCAUUCAGAUGCUUCUUGAUGGCUGUAGGCGGUGUUAUUGGACAACCCGUGAGAGUGAUUCUGUGGAUACAUUUUCAGUGGAUGAGGCUGCACGUCCUGUUGGUGAAGUUAACGCUUUGGUUGAUGAACUAUUAGUGGUGAUUGAACUGUUGAUUCUAGCAGCUCCCCCCUCGAUGGCUGUGGAUGAUGUCCGCUGUCUCCUUGGGUUUAUGGUUGACUGUCCACAACUAAAUCAGGUGCCUAGGGUGUUGCACCUAAUAUAUAGGUUAAUUGUACAGCCUAAUGCGUCCAGAGCACAGUCCUUUGCUGAGGCCUUUAUGAUGAAUGGUGGUAUAGAAACAUUACUUGUUCUAUUGCAGCGGGAAGCGAAAACGAGGGAUCACGAUGAGCCAGACUUAUCUUUUGAGACUGGUAGAAAUCUAUCAGAGGGGGAUUCAGAAUUAGAAAAUAGGGUUGGUCCUUUAGAAAGUAAUCAUGAUGGUAAUAAAGGAUCAGUGGAGGAACAUGAGUUAACUUCACCUGACAAAACCAAAGUUGACUCCUCUAAGAUUGAAAGGAUGUCAUCAGUAUCUGAGUAUCUUUUUGUUAAGAACUUGGGUGGUAUCAGUUCCUCAAUAAGUGCUGAAAAUGCGAGGAAGAAUGUUUACAAUGCUGAUAGAAGUGAUGGUGUUGUUGUUGGGAUCAUAAACCUAUUGGGCACUUUAGUUAUCUCUGGACAUCUUAAAUUUGGUGCACAUGCUCCUCCAGACAUGACAAAUAAUCUUCUUGGGGUGCUCGAGGGAGGAGGAACCAUGUUUGACGAUAAGGUUUCACUUCUACUUUUUGCUUUACAGAGAGCUUUUCAAGCAGCGCCGAACAGGCUUAUGACUAGCAGAGUCUACACGGCAUUAUUGGGUGCCUCGAUAAAUGCAUCUUCAGAUGACGGGCUGAAUUUUUAUGAUUCUGGUCACCGAUUCGAGCACAUGCAGCUUCUGUUGGUUCUAUUACGUUCACUUCCAUACGCAUCAAAGGCAUUCCAAAGUCGAGCACUUCAGGAUCUCCUAAUCUUAGCUUGCAGUCAGGCAGAAAAUCGAAGCACUUUGAUUGGCAUGGAGGAAUGGCCUGAGUGGAUUUUAGAGAUACUUAUUUCAAAUUAUGAGACAGGAACAACUAAAAAUGAAGCUUCACCAACUUUAAAAGAUGUGGAAGAUCUGAUACACAGCUUCCUGAUAAUUAUAUUAGAGCAUUCAAUGCGCCGUAAAGAUGGAUGGCAGGAUAUUGAAGCUACAAUUCACUGCGCAGAAUGGCUCUCAAUGGUGGGUGGUUCUAGCACAGGGGACCAAAGGAUAAGACGCGAGGAAAUAUUGCCAAUUUUCAAGAGAAGGCUCUUGGGCGACUUACUAGACUUUGCUGCAAGAGAACUACAGGAUCAGACUCAAGUCAUUGCUGCCGCUGCCGCUGGGGUAGCAGCCGAGGGCUUGUCACCUAAGGAAGCUAAGGUGGAAGCUGAAAAUGCUGCUCAACUUUCUGUAGCCUUGGUGGAGAAUGCUAUAGUAAUUUUAAUGUUGGUCGAAGAUCACUUGCGGUUGCAAAGCAAACUCUACACGACUUCACGUUUUCCAAUUGUCUCUGCUUCUCCUCUUUCAACUGUUUUACCUGUUGGUGGUCGUGCUUCGACCUUGGUUGGAGAGCCUCUAGAAUCUGUGCCGGAGAAUAGAUCUUCAUCUAGUGAUUCUGCAGGACUUCCUCUAGACGUUCUUGCUUCAAUGGCUGAUGCAAAUGGACAGCUUUCUGCUGCUGUGAUGGAAAGACUUACAGCUGCCGCGGCAGCUGAACCUUAUGAAUCAGUUUCUUGUUCUUUCGUGUCAUAUGGAAGCUGUGUCAUGGAUUUAGCGGAAGGAUGGAAGUAUAGGAGUAGAUUAUGGUAUGGUGUUGGCCUGUCUUCUAAAACAACUGUAUUUGGCGGUGGUGGGAGUGGUUGGGAAGCUUGGAGAUCAGCACUAGAGAAGGAUGCUGAUGGCAACUGGGUUGAACUUCCUCUUAUAAAAAAGUCUGUCUGCAUGCUUCAAGCUUUGUUAUUGGAUGAGUCUGGACUUGGUGGUGGGCUUGGUAUAGGAGGAGGAUCUGGGACUGGAAUGGGAGGCAUGUCUGCCCUCUAUCAGUUAUUAGAUAGUGAUCAACCCUUCUUAUGCAUGCUCCGGAUGGUGCUUGCUUCCUUAAGAGAAGAGGAUGAUGGUAAGGAUAAUAUGCUUGUAGAUGUGGAGGAGGGCUCAUCAGAAUUCCAACGCAGGCAAACUGGGAAUAUUCUAUCAUUUGAUGUAAAUGCUCGAAUGUCAUUGAGAAAACCACGGUCAUCGCUGCUCUGGAGUGUACUUUCACCGGUCCUCAACAUGCCAGUUUCUGAAUCAAAGAGGCAGCGGGUACUGGUGGCAUCAUGUGUUCUAUACUCUGAGGUAUGGCAUGCUGUCAGCAGGGAUAGAGUUCCUCUACGUAAGCACUAUCUGGAAGCAAUUUUGCCGCCAUUUGUGGCUGUUUUAAGAAGGUGGCGACCCCUUUUGGCAGGCAUUUAUGAACUUUCGACUGCAGAUGGUUUGAAUCCUCUUGUUCUUGAGGACCGUGCAUUGGCGGCUGAUACUUUACCCAUUGAGGCUGCUCUUGCCAUGAUUUCUCCAAGCUGGGCUGCAGCAUUUGCAUCACCACCAGCCGCGAUGGGUUUAGCCAUGAUUGCUGCUGGGGCUGGUGGAGGUGAAACAAGUGCACCUGCAACAACAUCUCAUCUCAAGCGUGAUUCUUCGCUUCUUGAACGUAAAACUGCCAGGCUUCAAACCUUCUCAAGCUUUCAAAAACCUUUGGAGGCACCCAGUAAAUCUCCUGCAGUUCCAAGAGAUAAGGCUGCUGCAAAAGCAGCUGCCCUGGCAGCUGCCAGAGAUCUUGAACGCAAUGCUAAAAUUGGUUCUGGAAGAGGUCUUAGUGCUGUGGCAAUGGCUACCUCGGCGCAGCGGCGGAGCAAGAGUGACAUGGACCGAGUGAAGAGAUGGAAUGUUUCUGAAGCAAUGGGAACUGCAUGGUUGGAAUGCUUGCAAUCCGUUGAUACUAAAGCAGUAUAUGGAAAAGAUUUUAAUGCUCUGUCAUACAAAUAUAUCGCCGUCCUUGUUGGAAGUCUAGCAUUAGCAAGAAACAUGCAAAGAUUGGAGGUUGAGAGGCGCAUGCAAGUUGAAGUUAUUGCUCGCCAUAGACUUUAUACAGGAAUACGGGAAUGGCGGAAGCUGAUACAUUAUUUGAUAGAGUCUAAAUGCCUUUUUGGCCCAUUUGGUCAUCGUUUAAGCAAUCCUCAGCGUGUCUUCUGGAAGCUGGACUUUGUGGAAAGUUCUUCAAGAAUGCGAAGAUUUUUGAGAAGGAACUACCGGGGCUCAGAUCAUUUUGGUGCUGCGGCAAACUACGAAGAUCCUUCGGAUCUGAAGCUAGAUAAAGAUAAUGUCAUUAGUCCUUCGAAGGCCUCUAUUUUGGCUGCUGAGGCAAUAUCAAUGGAAAUAAUUAAUGAUGAGGAUGACCAAGAAGAUAGUGCUAAUCCAGGAGGUGGGGAGACUCAAACGGAACAAAAUGGGGAGAUUCAGGCGAGAAUUAGUGAAACCGCUGAGCAGCCUUUGAGCACGCCGGCAAAGUCUGGAGACACCCCUGUUUCGAGUGACCAAGACUUGGCGCAAAAUACUGCAGCUGUAGCUCCUGGUUAUGUUCCUAGUGAACAAGAUGAGAGGAUUAUCCUUGAGCUUCCUUCAUCAAUGAUCCGGCCAUUAAAAAUUUUAAGAGGGACUUUUCAAAUAACAACGAGAAGAAUCAACUUCAUUAUUGAUAAUAAUAAUGAGAGUAAUUCUUUUGGGGAUGGGUUGGACUGCAGAAAUGAAACAAAAGUUGACGAGAAGGAUCGGAGCUGGUUGACAUCUUCCCUACACCAAAUAUAUAGCAGAAGAUAUCUUCUAAGGAGAAGUGCGCUGGAGCUGUUCAUGGUUGAUCGAUCAAACUUCUUCUUUGACUUUGGGACAACAGAAGGAAGGCGGAAUGCAUAUCGAGCCAUUGUUCAAGCUCGUCCUCCUCAUUUGAACAAUAUUUACCUUGCAACUCAGAGACCUGAACAACUUUUGAAGAGAACCCAACUUAUGGAGCGCUGGGCUAGGUGGGAGAUCAGCAAUUUUGAAUAUCUCAUGCAGCUUAACACGCUGGCAGGUCGCAGUUAUAAUGAUAUUACACAGUAUCCAGUUUUCCCUUGGAUUCUCUCAGACUACAGUUCAAGCACUUUAGAUCUCACCAGCCCUUCUUCUUAUCGAGACCUUUCAAAGCCAGUUGGUGCGCUAAGCGCUGACCGUUUAAAAAAGUUUCAAGAGAGGUACUCCAGUUUUGAUGAUCCAAUUAUCCCAAAAUUCCACUAUGGUUCACACUAUUCGAGUGCUGGAACGGUAUUGUAUUAUCUCGUUCGCGUAGAACCCUUUACUACCCUAUCCAUUCAACUGCAAGGAGGGAAAUUCGAUCAUGCAGACAGGAUGUUUUCUGAUGUUGCAGCAACUUGGAAUGGAGUGCUAGAGGACAUGAGUGAUGUCAAGGAAUUGGUUCCGGAGCUGUUUUAUCUUCCAGAGGUUAUGACAAAUGAUAACUCUAUUGACUUCGGCACAACGCAAUUAGGCGAGAAACUUGAAUCCGUCAAGCUUCCUCCUUGGGCCAAAAACCCGGUUGACUUCAUUCAAAAGCACAGAAUGGCUCUUGAGAGUGAGCAUGUUUCAGCUCACUUACAUGAGUGGAUUGAUCUCAUAUUUGGGUAUAAGCAACGGGGAAAAGAGGCUAUUCAGGCUAAUAAUGUUUUCUUCUACAUUACCUAUGAGGGCACUGUGGACAUUGACAAAAUAACAGAUCCAGUGCAACAACGUUCCACACAAGAUCAAAUUGCGUAUUUUGGACAAACACCAUCCCAACUUUUAACAAUCCCUCACAUAAAGAGAAUGCCACUGCAAGAAGUUCUUCAUUUACAGACAAUCUUCCGGAAUCCCAAGGAAAUUAAACAUUAUGCUGUUCCCCAUCCUGAACGCUGCAAUAUUCCUGCUGCUGCCAUGUUUGCAUCUUCAGAUUCUGUUGUGAUUGUUGAUAUACAUGCCCCUGCUGCCCAUAUAGCGGAGCAUAAAUGGCAGCCAAAUACCCCUGAUGGCCAGGGAACUCCAUUCCUAUUUCAGCAUGGAAAGCCCAGCACUAGCUCUGCUGGAGGAACAUUUAUGCGCAUGUUUAAAGGGCCAACAAACUCUACAUCGGAGGACUCUCACUUUCCCCAAGCACUGGCUUAUGCAGCUUCUGGAAUCAGAAGCUCAGCUAUAGUUGCCAUCACAUGCAACAAAGAAAUUGUCACUGGUGGCCAUGUAGAUAACAGUGUCAGAUUGAUAUGUGUUGAUGGAGCCAAAACCUUGGAAAUAGCAAGAGGACAUUGUGCUCCUGUGACUUGCGUGGCUUUGUCCCCCGAUAGCACUUAUCUUGUGACGGGAUCUCAGGAUGCAACAGUUUUGCUCUGGAGAUUGCAUCCAGUAUCCAUGUCUCGUUCCAGUAAUGCAGUUGAACCAUCCAAUGCCCCGGGCACGCCAAGGUCCACCACCAGCAGUACUACCGCUAAUGCUUCUACUGAAAAAAGGCAUCACCGAGUUGAGGGUCCUUUGCAUGUUUUGCGAGGUCAUCUUGGGGAGAUAGUAUGCUGCUCCGUCAGUUCAGAUCUUGGAAUUGUUGCAUCCUGCUCCAAGUCUUCUGAUAUCCUUCUGCAUUCAAUUAGAAGGGGCAGGUUAAUCCGAAGGCUGGCUGGCAUUGAAGCUCAUGCAGUCUGCCUAUCUUCUGAUGGCAUCAUACUGACAUGGAACAAACAAUUUAAUAACCUAAGCACCUUUUCUCUCAAUGGAACUUUUAUUGCAAGAUCAUACCUACCUCCUUCCUCAUCCGUUAGUUGUAUUGAGGUGUCUAUGGAUGGACUUAGUGCUUUGGUUGGGCUAAACCGUUCUUUGGAAAAUGAACCAAGUUUUGACAACAGUCGAAAUUUGAAGAAUAAGACAGGAAAUGAUAUUCUUGAUACCAAAUCAAACGAAGAAAGCAGAUUGAGUGUCCCAUUACCGUCAAUUUGUUUCUUUGAUAUGCGCUCAUUAAAGAUAUUCCAUCACAUAAAAUUGGGAGAGGGGCAAGAGAUUACAUCUCUGGCCCUGAACAAGGAUAACACCAAUCUUAUUGUGUCAACAGCUGACAGACAACUGACCAUUUUUACUGAUCCUGCUUUGAGUUUGAAGGUGGUGGAUCAGAUGCUCAAGCUGGGAUGGGAAGGUGAUGGGUUAAGCCCUCUGAUAAAAUGA